Messenger RNA from Astyanax mexicanus (Mexican tetra), 9819 nucleotides. It is a transcript of the gene dop1b, whose product is annotated as DOP1 leucine zipper like protein B. The transcript is spliced from 40 exons. Lineage: Eukaryota; Metazoa; Chordata; Actinopteri; Characiformes; Acestrorhamphidae. Bases 250 to 7224 code for a protein of 2324 amino acids. The record is from RefSeq and is a predicted model, not a curated record. Gene Ontology annotation, biological process: Golgi to endosome transport. Gene Ontology annotation, cellular component: endosome; trans-Golgi network.
CAUCAGGAAGUGUAUAAUACAGAUCAGCCCCGCUGUCUGAGAUCAGCUAUAAUACCGAUUCCUGCUCAUCAUGAGAUCAGUCCUGUUACUGUAGCAGAAAUUACAGCUUUUAAACUCGUUUAUCUUUAAUAAAUCCUAUCAUUUUCUGAUCUGGAGUAAUUAUCUGAGCGGCUGCGGGCUGUGGAGCUGUGGUCCUGUUCUCCUGCUCUGGAGCCCACACUGAGCAUGCUGGGACAGGACUGAGGCAUUAUGGAUCCUGAGGAGGCGGAGCUCCAGAAUGAUUACCGGUACCGUAGUUACGCAGCCGUCAUUGAAAAGGCGCUGCGCAACUUUGAGUCCUCGAGCGAGUGGGCCGACCUCAUCUCUUCACUCGGAAAACUCAAUAAGGCUCUGCAGAGUAAUCUGAAGUACUCUCUGCUGCCUCGCCGGCUGAUCAUCGGGAAGCGACUGGCUCAGUGCCUGCACCCAGCGCUGCCCAGCGGCGUCCAUCUUAAAGCACUGGAGACCUAUGAGGUCAUCUUCAAAAUCAUUGGCACAAAAUGGCUGGCCAAAGAUCUCUUCAUCUACAGUUCAGGACUCUUCCCUCUGCUGGCUCAUGCAGCCAUGUCGGUGAAGCCGGUUCUGCUGACCCUGUACGAGCGGUACUUCCUCCCCCUGCAGAAAGCUCUGCUGCCCAGCCUGCAGGCCUUCAUCACGGGGCUGCUGCCCGGCCUGGAGGAGGGGCUGGAGGUGUACGACAGGACUGAUGCGUUGCUGUUGAAGUUGUCUCUAUUGGUGGGUCAGUCGGUCUUCUAUGGAGCUCUCUGGGGGUCUGUACUUGUAUCUCCACUGGUUCGGCUCCCGGCUUCUCUCUUCAUCGUCACACACUUCGACCGCAUGGCCUCCAGCUGUGAGCAGAAAUACAUGCUGGGCACUGACCACAGACUAACUGUGAAGGCGAUGUGUCUGUCUCUGCAGGACAGUAAUGUUCUGGUCCAGCGAAACUCCCUGGAGAUUCUUCUCUACUUCUUUUCCUUUGGAACAUGUUUGGAUCCUGAGAAGAGCGCUAUCCCUCUGAGACGUGAGCAGAUGAUCACAGUGGUGUCUGCUGCCUCUCUCACUCUCCUCAGGAGAGACAUGUCACUCAACCGCCGGCUCUAUGCAUGGCUUCUAGGUCUAGAUAUUAAAGGGGGAAUGGUGGCUCCAGAUUUGAGCCAGUAUUCGACAGUGGAAGAGCAUGUAGAAUACUACUUCAACACAUACUCCAGGGAACUACUGGUGCAGGCACUUGUGAACAUCCUGCAGCAGAAGGACAUUGAGAAAGAUCCAGACAACGUCUCAGACUACCUCAGACCAUUCCGCAUCAUCAUCAGCUUACUGGACAAAUCAGAAAUCGGACCGUUGGUUCUGUCUGAUGUUCUGCUGGAGGUGAUCAGGGCGUUCUACAGUUACUGCAGAGAGAUGCUCGGGGAGGAAGCUCUUAACUCCAGUCUCUCUGGCAACCAGCUCAACAGUAAGGUCAAAGAGAACAAAAACGCCUCUGAGAUCAUAAAGACGGUCAAUAUGUUGGUGGGGGCCAUAAGCAGCGAAUACCUGUGGGACUACAUGACCAAACACUUCCAGACGUGUCUCAGUGUGUUAAGUGAUCCAGCAGAGGCUCCUCCCUCUAAAGCCUGGAGUCCUCCUCCUUCAAUGACCGAGCUCUCCACACUCAUCAUCUUCCUCCUGGAUGUUAUUCCUUUGGAGCUUUACGCUGAGAUCCAGACGCAGUUCCUGCCGCAGAUGCUGGGCAGCAUGCUCCUCUCUCUGCGAGCUCACCCAGCUUCCCUCAGCCUGCCCGAGCUCACACAGGCCCUCAGGGCAUGCUUUAAGGUCCUCAGUAGGAUCCAGAUGCCGGUGACAUAUAUGGACAUGGAGGCGGAGUCACAGACACAGAACAUGGAGCGAAUACAGCAGGUAGUUCCACACAGCAAAAAAGAGGAGACUGGUGAUCAGGCCAGCGUUAGUUCUGAUAACCGGCUCUCAGAAGAGGAAGUGAGUGUGAAUGGACGGCCUGCAGAGGAGGCGGGACCAGAACCAGCUGUAUUUCCUCCUCUGCGUUCUGAAGACAGUGGACUGGGCCUUAGUGCCUCUCCCUCUGAACAGCAGCUCUUUCCUGGCCGUGAUUCGUCGAGUCCUGCUCUGGGGGUCUGCAGUGAGGCGGGGAACGUUUGGAGGAGAGGAGGGAGCGUGGAGAACAUGUCCAAAUGUGUACAGGACAUACUGGCAUCUCUCAUUAUUAGGCACCUUCUGCUGGUGGUAGAUCCAGAGAAGGAGAAGGGUCCGGAGGAGGCGGCUCAGCCUGAGCAGCAUGCAUCUCCCCGGGGCAGAAAGCGCUCUUCCUCUGAGGGAAAGGGAAGCCGAGACCUGGGUCUGAUUAAAGACAGACUGGCCGAGUUCUUCACCCCCAGCAGACUGAGAGCUCCGCCCCAGGAGGGGUGUGUGGAGGCGGUGGGGAGCGGCGCUAAGGCUGAGACUGCGGUUCUGCAGUGGAUGGCGGGGUUUCAGUCUCGAGGAAGGUCAGAGGUCACCGAGUCCUGCAGACAGGCCUUUACGGCUGCCUGCCACCUACUGCUGGAGUGCACCACGUUCCCUGUCUACUACACCGAGGAGGAGAGCCAGGAGCUCCACAGCAGCAUGUUCACAAACACUACAGGCAAUGAAGAAGAAACCCUACCUGAAUGGCUGAGAUCUCUAAUGACAUUAUGUUGCAUUUCUAAAGACUACAAGGUUCAACAUGUGGCGAUUUCCUCUCUGAUGGAGCUUAUAAACCACUCUCAGUCAUUAGCUCUGGUCAUCCAGGACAAAAACCAGCGCUAUAAGAGCUCUGAGGCCAAUCCUCUGAGUGGACAGCUGCAGAUGGUGACGCUUCCCCCCAUUUACCCGUCCGUGCUUAAAACCGUGGAGCGACAGACCAACUUUUACCAGCGAGUAGCUCAGGUGCUGUGGGCUCAGCUGGACACUGAACGCAGGGAGCAUCACAUCUCCUGUGUGGAACUCUUCUACCGGCUGCACUGUCUCGCUCCUUCUGCUGCCAUCUGUGAGGACAUCAUCUGCAUGGCCCUGCUCAGCAGAGACAAGGUUGUGCGUCUGGAAGGUCUGCACAGGUUCUCAGUUUUGUGGCACCUGACGCGUGAGGUCCAGACAAACCGAAGCACGUCCCUAAAUCGAUCUUUCGAUAGGUCUCUGUUUGUGGUGUUAGACAGUCUGAACAGUCAGGACGGCAGUGUGAGUGCAGCAGGACAGAGCUGGCUGGUGAGGGCUCUCUCUCUCAAUGACGUAAUCCGCAUCCUGGAACCAGUUCUGCUGCUGCUGGUGGACCCCAGGACCCAAAGAACAGCCAUCCAUAGUGUCAAGCACAACCUCUCAGUUGGUAAUUUUAAUGCACUAAGUGGCAAAGACAGAUCUGGCACAAAGACCAGUGGAGACGGCAUGGCACUACUGAACCAGCCGGAGGACAAUCUGCUGAAUCACUUUACAGUUGUAGACCGUGAGGCGCUCUGGCUCAACCUGGAACAAGAUCCUGAACUUCGUGAAACGCCGUCGAGUUCCCCCGUCAUUUCUCGCAGUGAAAGUGAGGAGACGGAAGGGGAGGACGAGGAACGAGAGGAUGUAGCGGAGGAAGAGAGCGAGCACACAGAGUCUGCCGAUACCAACGGCAUCCAGAACUCAACAGAGAACUCCAGUUCAGGCUCUGCCCCUUACCUGCAGGUGGGUGUGGCUAAUGGCAACGAUGGGGAGAUGGGCGUGGCUAAUGGCUUGGUGCGGGUUGACUCAGACCGCACCCAGGCCUCUGAUUCUCUGUCCAGCGAUGAAGAUGAUGGGCAGUUGGAAGCUCUGGCCAAGUCCCGCCUCUUAAAGCGACAGCGCGAGAGACAGGAAGCCAUCGACUCUCUGUUCCGCCACGUCUUGCUCUAUCGGCAGCCGUUCGAGUUCAACAAGGUCCUGUACGCCUUCUCCGUGGUGGAGACGUUGGUCAGGAGUGGCUCUACCCCAUUUGUAGAGGCUCUGUCCAACACAGCUCUGGACUGCAGCUCCACUGCCCACCUCAACCUCGUCCAGAACCUCCUGCAGAGGCACCGGCAGGCCCAGGAGGGUGGCAGCUUCUACGGCCCUCUACAGAACUCCACCCCUCCGGAACCGAAGAGCAUGAACCCAAACCAGCCGCCGACUUCUCCUCUUUCUUCACCUUCUUCAUCUACCUCUCCUACUAUGUUUCUUUUGGAGCUCCUCACGUCUCUCUGCCUCCGCUUCUUGCGAUCCCACUUCCCAGCUUAUGCUACAGUGAGCGGCCGCCAACAGCAGGGGAACCGAGAAGUGCAGGUGAAGAGUGUGGAGGUGAUGACUGCUCUGGUGACCCAGCUGAUAACCGUGGCUCAGCAGGCCCAAGCUGGAGAAGCAGGAGGAACAAACAGUCUGGAGAGCAUCAGGAACCUUCUGUGGGGCUGCAAAGUGCAGCAGUACGUCCUCCUCUCCCUCUCUGCGUCUAUGUACGCCUGCCAGCGCGCAGAGUCUCAUAACCAGAACAAAAUCCACGAGGAAGACCAGGGCGAGGAUGGUGGGGAGCUCUCAGAAGAAAGCCUGGUCCACUUCGGGAGAGAUGGAAGCUGGGCUGAGCACCCGCUCCAGAUCGCCCUGCUGAAGCUGCUGAAGGCUCUGAUAGUGCUGGAGCACUGUGUGUCUCCUCCACAGACCAAAGUGCCAGGAGACAUCAACCACAUCCUCCAGGCCAAGGGAGACGCCCCCUCUUCAGCCCUGGCACGGGAGUGGCAGACGGCCAUGAUGUUCCAGCAGUCCAUCAAGGCCGUCCGCUACGUGUCCAGCCAGCCCAUCAUGGCGCAGGGCAUGUUCGUGUCCGCAGCUGCCCGAGCUCUGUGCCCGCAGUACGGCUUCGCCAUGCACCCGGCCUGGGUGACUCUGCUCUGCGGAACGCUGCCGUUCCUCGGACGCUCUUUAGCCAUCAUAGUGGCCCCAAUCAUCGCCCAGAUCUGCAAGAACCUGGACGAGCUGGUUAAACAGCACGAGCACGAGAGCAUCAAGUCUUCUCACAGCAGUAUCUUGAAGAGGGAGAAUAUUGCACCUGACUAUCCUCUCACUCUACUGGAGGGACUCACCACCAUCACACACUACUGCCUUUUAGAACAAAAGAAGUCCGCAGGCUCUGAUGCUACAGACAUGCGGAACGCCUGCAACGCCAUCCUGGAGGAGUUUCCACACAUGAUCAGCACCAUGGCCAUGCUGUGGGGUGUGGUAAAGGGUGCAGAUUCGAGCCACAGCAGCAGCAGCAGAUCCUCCCCGGCCUCUGUUUAUUUCAAAAGCACAAAGAUCCUGAAGCAGAAGAUUUUGGGGUUCCUGAUGCCGCUGACCCAGCUGUACGGGUCGCAGGUCAUGGCCUCCAUGGCCGCUGUGUGGAACAGCAGGAGAAGCCGAAAGAGACGCUCGAAAAACAAGAUCCUUCCAGCUGUCAGUGAUUCCCAGAUGACCAUCGUGGAUCUGGUGAAGUCGCUGAACACCCUCCACACUGACGCCAUUUUGCAUCUCGUCAAGGAGGUGGUGAAGAAGCCCAAUCAGAUCAAGGGAGACCAGCAAAAGCCUAUUUUAGUGGAUGUUCCCAUGCUGCAGUUCUGCUAUGCUUAUAUUCAGAGUCUUCCUGCUCAGGCUCUUCAGGACAACAUCAUGCCUCUCCUUUGUCUGCUGAGAGAGUCUGUUCAGCUCAACCUCGCCCCACCCGGACACUUCCUGCUCCUGGGAAUCCUAAAUGACUUUGUAAAUCGACUCCCGAAUAUGGACAAUAAGCGAGAUUCUAGAGAACUGCAGGAAGUGACCCAGCGUAUCUUGGAGGCGGUGGGGGGUGUGGCCGGCUCCUCAUUGGAGCAGACCAGCUGGUUGAGCCGUAACCUGGAGGUGAAAGCACAGCCUCAGAUCUGCCUGCAGGAGGAUGAGGAAGAACCUGAAGGCAACGACUGUAAUGAGUCUGUUGGUCAGGGCGGUGCCAUGGUGUCCUCAGCUCCGUCUGUGUUUAGCGUACAGGCACUGGCUCUGCUGGCUGAGGUCCUCGCCCCUCUGUUGGAUAUGGUGUAUCGCAGUGAUGAGAAGGAGAAGGCCGUGCCGCUCAUCUCCCGCCUCAUGUAUUAUGUAUUUCCCUACCUGAAAAAUCACAGUGCCUAUAACAUGCCCAGUUUCAGUGCGGGGGCACAGUUACUGAGCAGUCUCAGCGGGUAUGCGUACACCAAACGGGCCUGGAAGAAAGAAGUGCUGGAGCUCUUUAUGGACCCCAUGUUCUUCACCAUGGAGCCGGCCUGCGCCUGCCAUUGGAAAUCCAUUGUAGAUCAUCUACUAACCCAUGAGAAGACCAUGUUCAAGGACUUGAUGAGUAUGCAGAGCAGCUCUCUGAAGCUGUUUAACAGCGCUGAGCAGAGACCCAUGUUACUGAAGCGCCAGGCCUUCGCCAUGUUCAGCGGAGAGACGGACCAAUACCACCUCUACCUUCCUCUAAUACAAGAGCGUCUGACUGAGAAUCUGCGAGUGGGACAAACUCCUGCGAUGGCGGCUCAGAUGUUCCUGAUGUUUCGUGUUCUGCUGCUGAGGAUUUCCCCACAGCACCUCACCUCCCUCUGGCCAAUCAUGGUUACUGAAUUAAUUCGUAUUUAUGCCAGACUUGAGAAGACUCUGCUGGAGGAAAAAGAUAAUUCAAAGAAUAAACGAGGUGGUCAGGAGAAGAACGGCCUGCUGACUUUUCCGCAGGCGGAGCUGGACAUGUAUCUGUCAGCCUGCAAGUUCCUGGACACUGCUGUGUCUUUCCCCCCUGAGCGAAUGCCUCUGUUUCAGAUGUAUCGCUGGGCGUUUGUGCCUGAAGUGGAUGUAGACAGUUAUGAUGGUCCAGGGACCACUCUGCUGGAAGGAGAACAGGAGUGUAAACCUCACGUGGUCCGAAUACUAGAAGGACUUCACCAUCGCUAUGGGGAGCUGAAUGGAACCGUUGGUGAAUCCACAUUAGAGUCUAUAGAGUUUCCACUGCUCACUCUGCGUUCUCUAUCAUCCAUCACUCAGCUGGUGCCCUUCUUCCAAACACUCUGUUCCUCCUUCAGCGGCUCAGGCCACUCCCCUCAGCCCCCCGCCGAUUACCCACCCCCCAGCUCCAGAAGAGUCCUGCAGCAGCUGGAGCUCAUCACUGAGGGAGAGUUUCUGGACGGUUUGGACUCGUGAGGAGUCGGUAUUGAUCUGGCAUCCUCUCCAGUUUGGUCUUUUUCCCAUUAAAACCCAGUUGUGUAAUGACCUGGGUUCUCUGUUUUAACUCUUUAAAGUUUUAUUUGAGCUGUUCCUUCAUCUUCAUCACCGGUUGAGUGAGGAGUGCAGUGAACGUGAGGAACGCUGCGGCAUGAUUGUGUUUGGAACGUCAUGCGCCGUGUCGUGGUGUCUGUUUAUCUGUUUAUCUGUUUAUUUUUGUGAGCAUGAAAUAAACGUAAGGCAUAGUGAGCGCUGAGGGAAUCGGGUUAAUGGUGUUUUUUGUAAAGACUGGAUAGUUGCUUAUAUGUGAAUACUAUUUAAUUUAAUAAAGAUUACAAUUGUAGAUUUAAGGAUAUGCACAAUAAAGUUUUUUGUUUUUUAAUUUGAGCCAAUAUUUCCCUUACUUUAAAUAUUCUCAAUUUAUCAUUCUUACAUAAAUUCUUAUCAAAAACUGUAAUUUAAAAAGUUACUUCAUUCCAAUUCAUUUUAGGUUGAGGUGGAGUGGGCUGUUGUUAGGUUUGUCCUAUUAAGACUCCUCCUUAGUAUCUUAAAAAUUACACAAAUUAACAGUCUGGUGAUUUCACCAGAGGAAUUAGUGCCAAAUUGAAAAGCAAACACUACAGUGAUAUAGUGGAAAAUAUAAAUGCAAAACACAAAAUGCAUUGCUUUUCCUUGCUAACAUGCAGAACACAUGCCAAAAUGAAAUGCAAAACCACUAUUAUAUUAUUAGAUUUCAUUUCACUGCACUUUAUUGGUCUCUUUAUUGAAAAAUGGUAUACAAGAAUUGACUUUUUCAAAACCAAACACCGCUGAAUUUGUGCCAGAAUUAUUGCACUUAAAAUGCAAUCAGCUUAAAUGCAUUUCAGCAAAACACAAUGCACAGGAUUGCAUUUCGUCUAGGAGCAGUGUGGUAUUCGUGUCAAAAUUAAAUUUAAUCACUGUCCAAUCAGAACUUAGGGCUGAGAAACCAGUCAUUGUAAAACUCAAUAAGUGGAAGCAUCACGUAAAAAGAUUAACCAAACAUUAAAACUUAAAAACUUAAAAUUUAUUGGAAUUAUGUUAGUCUGUAACUGUGGCAGCCUUCAUUUAUAGAAUUAGAGUGUUUUAUUUUUUGUCCUUAUAUUCUGUCGCAAAAGACAUUUUCUCUGUUUGAAAGCACAGCUGAGUACUCGCUUCUGACUGGUUUCUCAGUCCCACCCUUAAUUUCAGUGGUGGCUUCUAAUUGGACUGUUAUUACAUUUCUUUUUGGCACAAUUACUGCGGUGCUCCUAGACGAACUGUAAUCCUGUGCAUUGUGGUUUGAUUUGAAACAUUCGCAGCGAAGCCACACACAGUGGAAUAUAAUGCAGUUGAGCUGUUGAUUCUUACAUGAAAUUGAAAAUUAAGUGCAGUGAAAUGUAAUGUAACAGUGAUUUUGCAUUUUAUUUUAGCAGGUAUUCUGCAUGUUAGUGAGGAAAAGCAAUGCAUUUUGUGGAUUUACAUUCGCGUUUACAUUUUCCCACUUUAGUGCUUACUUUUUAAUUUGGCACUAAUUCCUUUCCUUAUCAGAAAGUUGUCAUCUUUUGCAUUUGAGGCACAAAACAAUUUAAAACAAGCUCUGAAGGCUUUGUUUCCCACAAUUUUCUCCCAGUUUUUAUGGUGCUGUUCUCUUAUUUGACGUAUAACAGCCGAAAAAUACAGUCUAGGCUUUGGGACGCAGCUACAGUGUCACUGUUUGGUGCUCCAUUUUUUACAGCAUUCCAUUCUCUGUGGUGUUCCUGUGAUGCUGGCUCUUUCUGGAAUGAAUGUAUCUCAUAAUUUUGAUGCCAUUUUAUCCUUAUGGUUAAUUUUCUUUCUUUUUUUCUCUACAUGUAGUCCAUAACAGAUAUGGCUUCUAAUUGCAGCACAUUCAGCAAUGCAUAACAUUUAAACUACAGCUAAACAUGUGAUAGUCUCUUUUCACAGAAAAAAAAAGUAAAUUCCAUUUUGAUCCCUAUGUUUUUUUUGUUGUAUUAUAUUUUAUGAAUAUUCUAAUCCAUAUUGUAAAUAUUACCUCAGAAACAGAAGCAUUGGAAAAUCAGCAAUGAUCAGCACACAAUGGUUAAUAAUGGAAAAUAUUGAAAUAUUAAUAAAUGGAAGAUUGUGGGUGCUGCUCAAAUUCCAAACCAUGAUCAUAAAAUCCAGUUAUAGCUCUGCUACACUAUAUAAAGUGAUGUAUUGUAUUCGUAUUUAAAGCCUGUAAUUGUAAUUGCAUUUAGCAUUUAACAGAAUCAUCUGGUUAUUAUUUAUUGUCUUUGGGAGUCGACAUAUUGUAAGCACCUUUCCUUUCUCUUUUGUCAAACCAAAACCAUUGUUUGUUUGUUUUUUCCACAUUUUUUUAUUGUUUUAUCUUUUUUCAGUUUAUUGUUCUCAGGAAGUGGUGAUGAGCAGCAGGUUUGCAGAUUAUAAGGGCCUUUCCUGGCAUUUCUAUAUGUCAGUUAUGAUUACCCCCAACCUAUAUUUCUUAAUACGUUUUUAUUUUUUUGUGUGUGUGUUCUCUUACUGUGAAUGAAGCAGUCCAGAAACAUGUCUGUACUAUAAUAGCUACACUCCAAU